Amaranthus tricolor (Joseph's coat) is the source of this 2029-nucleotide messenger RNA. RefSeq names its product glycerol-3-phosphate acyltransferase 1. Lineage: Eukaryota; Viridiplantae; Streptophyta; Magnoliopsida; Caryophyllales; Amaranthaceae. The coding region runs from base 79 to 1752 and encodes 557 amino acids. Gene Ontology annotation, cellular component: membrane. Gene Ontology annotation, molecular function: glycerol-3-phosphate 2-O-acyltransferase activity; phosphatase activity. Gene Ontology annotation, biological process: cutin biosynthetic process. The record is from RefSeq and is a predicted model, not a curated record. The transcript has 2 exons.
UUCUUCCCAUUCUCACUAUAUUUUCUUUCUCUCUCUCUCUCUCUCUACAUUUUCUGUAUUACACAGCAGAAAACAAUCAUGUUGUUCCCUACCGUCCUAUCUAGAGUUCUAGAAUGGCUAAUCUACCAGCUUUUAGGCAAUUCUUGUUUUAGAGCAGCAAGAAAAAUGAGAAACUAUGGCUUCCAUCUUCUCAAAUCCCCUUCUUUCAAACAAAACCAUCAAGAUAAUAAUCUACACAUAACCCAACACCCACAAAUUCCUAUUUCAUACCCUAAUUUAUCAAAAAACCUAAGCUUACUCAUGGAUCAAAAAUUCAACUCUAUGGUUUGUGAUUUUGAGGGAAGUUUAUUAAGGUCCCCAUCUUUAUUCCCUUUUUUCAUGUUAGUUGCUUUUGAAGGUGGGGGUUUAAUAAGGGCAUUUUUCUUGCUCUUAUGUUACCCUUUUUUGUGGGUGUUAAACUAUGAUAAUCAACUUAAAUUAAUGAUUUUUGUUACUUUUUGUGGGCUUAAAUUGAAAAAUAUGAAAAAUAUUCAAAGAACAGUUUUACCCAAGUUUUAUCUCGAGGAGAUAAAUUACCAUGUUUAUCAAGUAUUAAGUAGGUCAAAAUCUAGGGUUGUGAUUAGCCGUGCACCGACGGUGAUGAUGGAAGGGUUUCUUAAAGAGUAUUUGAAGGUUGAUAAAGUAUUGGGGACUGAGUUACAUAGUUAUGAAGAUUAUUAUACUGGCUUAUUAUCUUCUUAUGGGUUGUUUGUUAAGGAUAGGGAUUUUAAAGAAUAUUUUACAUUUGAAAGGGCUGAUGUUGGUAUUGGAAAUUCAAUGUUUGUUGAUCACUUAUUCAUGUCUCUCUGCAAGGAGAUAUAUGUGGUAGAUCUGCAACAAGAUGACAAAACCUGCAACACAACUGGGCCCACAACAACAAAAAUCAUGCCAAGGGACAAAUAUCCAAAACCGUUAAUAUUCCAUGAUGGCAGAUUAGCCUUUCUUCCUACUCCCUCAGCAACCCUAAUCAUGUUCAUGUGGCUUCCUUUAGGCAUACUUCUUGCUAUUUUUAGGCUCUUUGUAGGCAUUUACUGUCCAUUUAAGCUCUCCCUUAUGUUAGGUCAAUUUAGUGGCAUCAGACUAAGAUUAUUAAAAGAUGAAAAUGAUAAUAACCACGAAAAAUUCCCUAAAAAAAAAGGAGUCCUAUACGUCUGCACGCAUAGGACUCUUUUAGACCCAGUAAUGUUAGGGGCGGUUCUUCAAAAACCUCUAACUGCGGUCACAUACAGUCUAAGCAAGACAUCCGAAAUAAUCGCGCCAAUCAAGACAGUUCGACUGACAAGGGACCGGAAAACCGAUGGAGAAACAAUGCAAGAGCUACUAUCAGAAGGAGACCUAGUGGUAUGCCCUGAAGGGACUACAUGUAGGGAACCAUAUUUACUAAGAUUUAGCUCAUUAUUUGCAGAGUUAGCGGAUGAAAUAGUGCCAGUUGCAUUGGACACAAAAGUGAGCAUGUUUUAUGGUACAACAGCAAGUGGGUUAAAAUGUUUGGAUCCAAUAUUUUUCUUGAUGAAUCCAAGGCCUAUUUACUACAUUCAUGUGCUGGGAAAAUUGGCUAAGGAGAUGAGCUGUGGUGGUGGGAAAUCAGGGUUUGAAGUGGCUAAUUAUUUGCAAAGACAACUGGCCAAUGUGUUGGGUUUUGAGUGCACUGCACUUACUCGCAAAGAUAAGUACUUAAUGCUUGCAGGAAACGAAGGAAAGGUCGGUCCAUGAUUUUAUAUAUCAUGGAUUUAUAACUAUACUAAUUUAAUUUUAUGUUUUAUUUUGCAAAAAAAAAAAAAGAAAUUGAUAGAAAUUAAUUAGUUAAUUUUCAUGCUAUCUAGAAUGAAUAGUGGGAGAUAUAAAAUUAGUAGGAGUAAUAUUAGCUUUAUUAUAUAUAGAAGUAUAUCUAUAUAUUCGUCUUAUUAUUUUAUUUUUUGGUAAUAUUUACUGUGUUUGAAUGGAUGGAAGAGACAUUAUGAAGUACAUUAAUAUUCUAGUUGGAAAAGAU